GAAAGCACACGGAUAGUGUCUCGUAGCCGUUGGAUCUCUACCGACACGCUAUAUAUAUACGCCUUCACUUCUUCGCCUUUCGAAGUUUCAUAUUCUUUUCUCCAAAUUUCAGCUAACGAGUUUCUGAAGAGAAGAAGAAAGCGAAAAUUUCCAGAUGGCACGUACCAAGCAAACUGCUCGUAAGUCAACAGGUGGAAAGGCACCAAGGAAGCAACUUGCAACCAAGGCUGCACGUAAGUCUGCACCAACUACUGGUGGAGUUAAGAAGCCACAUCGUUACCGCCCAGGAACUGUUGCUCUUCGUGAGAUUAGGAAGUACCAGAAGAGUACUGAGCUCUUGAUCAGGAAGCUCCCCUUCCAGAGGUUGGUUCGUGAAAUUGCUCAGGACUUCAAGACUGACCUUCGUUUCCAGAGUCAUGCUGUGCUUGCAUUGCAAGAGGCUGCUGAGGCAUAUCUUGUUGGUCUCUUUGAGGACACUAACUUGUGCGCUAUCCAUGCCAAGCGAGUUACUAUUAUGCCCAAGGACAUCCAGUUGGCAAGGAGGAUCCGUGGCGAGCGUGCCUAAGGAGGAUGCUGCUUUUGGUGCUGUUUAGAUGGGUGGCUGCUGAUAGUGUUUUGUUAUUGGAAAUGAUUUAGUUUAUAGGGAAUUACCGUUCAUUCGUAGUUUGAUUAAUUGUGGUGAUAGAAAUAUACUGCUAUCUGAAUUUUAGUUUUCGGGAUGUAAUUUGCUUGCAAUGACUUUGGAUCUUUUAUAUGUUCUUGUUUUUACUGGGUAUGCAGCCACUCUGUAUUCUAUUUUGUGGACAACCUUUUGUUGCCAUCUAAUCUAGUAUUUCUAGCUUCUGUGCA
Messenger RNA from Medicago truncatula (barrel medic), 849 nucleotides. Its product is annotated as histone H3.3. NCBI's taxonomy places the organism in Eukaryota, Viridiplantae, Streptophyta, Magnoliopsida, Fabales, Fabaceae. The record is from RefSeq and is a predicted model, not a curated record. Gene Ontology annotation, cellular component: nucleosome. The transcript is spliced from 5 exons. Gene Ontology annotation, molecular function: DNA binding; structural constituent of chromatin; protein heterodimerization activity. The coding region runs from base 155 to 565 and encodes 136 amino acids.